Messenger RNA from Ixodes scapularis (black-legged tick), 1039 nucleotides. RefSeq lists its product as uncharacterized. The record is from RefSeq and is a predicted model, not a curated record. Lineage: Eukaryota; Metazoa; Arthropoda; Arachnida; Ixodida; Ixodidae. The transcript has 3 exons. Bases 7 to 525 code for a protein of 172 amino acids.
GUGUUUAUGGAAAGGAUCCUGUUGGCACUGAAUUCCAUCAAGGUGACACAGCAGACUCACUCCGAGUACUUUAGCUUGCUGCUCAGAAACACCGAAGAUGCCCCACUUGAUCCAGAGGGCCUGCCGGACUUGCCUUUUUCUACAGUACAGGACUUCGUGCACUUCGACAAAGAGCUGGAGGUUGACAAGAGAGCAAGACUUCGUAUGAGACAACACAUGUUAGUUCAAGGAGGUGAUACACCUAAAGAACGGACCACCCGAAUUUUGAGAAGUAUACUAUCUUCAAGUGUCGCAGCCGAGUACAGCUGGUGUGGCGCCAAGGGAAAACACAAGUUUUCUGAUCUCAACAUCUGCAAGCUCCUGUGUAGCACCCUCACCUACCGUCAAAACUUGGAAGAAGCCAAGGCAACUAAGAAGGACAUAGAAAAAGCAGGCAUGUCGUGGCUCCGUCAUGCUGCUGAGCGGGCAGCGGCAGAAAAAAAGUCCAUGGGAAGGAAGGACGGCACACCAUUUACACUAGACUAAGAGAUCACUUCAACAGGGCAGCCCUUUGAAAGGAACUAUGCAAGUCUGUUUCUUAACGUUUUGCACUACAAUUUGCAACAGCGGUGCCCGCAGGGAGUGUGGUAAUGUAUCUGGAGAGCUACAUUUUCAAAGAAACAACUUAAUUGAGUAAAAGUUUAAAAGUCUGAAUGCUUUUCUCUACAUAUGGUGUUUGCUUGCUUAUGGCACACAUCUGAUUGUUGCAACAGCUGAUAAACUGCAGCAGCAGUUCACAAAUAAAAUACUCGCAUAGCAUUUUUGGUUUGGAAAGACCGUCUGCUUUGACCGAGGGGGCCGUAUGUCGGCUGUUUCACCAGCCAGACUUGUGACGUUAGGCGAAUGCUGCAGAUAAGGAGAAGACAUUCCUAUUUUUUAACUUUCUUCUCAGGUAAAGCCAUUCAUUGAAAUUUGGAUGGAAAAUUUCACCACCUACGGAUACCAGUGUCGUAAAUUGUAGCACAGUACAUUAAGACAACAAUUUAUACAGUUCCUUUGA